UAAUUCCUAAAGAGUAUAACAGCUACUAUGCCUACAUGAAUUCAUCAGUAUAAAGGAGAAAAAGUGAUUAUAGUGAAAAUUUCUACAGUUCGUGAGCAUGAAAUGCAAGAGCCGCUCUUACACGUGGAAGAAAGAGGAAUACACUGAGAAUCAAAACAGAUGAUAGAAAGAAUGUUUCCCAGACAAUAACCACAAACAGUAGGGUUGUUGUGCCGACUGAAGUUGCAAAAACGUUGGCAAAGAAUCCUGUUACAGUGGAAAAGUAGACAAACACAUUCACUCCCGAAUUGGUGUAGUUUCUUUUCCGAAUACGCCUGUUUAGUAUUGACAGUACCACCAAAGAGAGUCCCAAGAUAACCUGAAUAGUGAUUACAAUAUGAUCAAAUAUUAUUGCAGUUUCAGAGCUACAUUCAAACUGAAUCAGAAGAACAGGUUCCUGUGAUCCAUCAUAUGACUCCACUACAUCCACCAUUUUAAACAAUUCAAACGGUGGAUCAGUCAGUAUCCAGUACAGUUUUAUCAAACAGUUGAGUCCAAGUAUCCCACCGACAAAGCAGACAAGGCAUUCAUCUGAAAGAAAGCGAAGUUUUUUCUGAAAAUGGUUGAAUAUGAUGUAGAUCCUCCAGCUCUGGACCACGAGUGAGCUGAGUAUUAGUGUGUACCCAGCAGAUACAUUCCAGUUGGUGACAUAACAGAACAUGCCAUACACAAUGAAAUGGUUCCGAGACAAUGGAUCAAAGAGAGAGACAACGCACUUUGACGCGACGAGAACAAGAAUGAAAGCCAGGAACAUCACGAGGUAACAUCCGGAGAAAAUGAGCUGGGACAGUCUUGGACUAGACGCUCUUAUUGGACUGGAGUUGAAGUGACAGAUGUAGAGAAUAUGAAGAGUAGACAAGAAUCCUGUGCACAGUAAAAUCAGAACCAAAAUCACAACACUAACUGCUGGGUGAAUGUAUGUCUGCACGAUCUUGAAAGAACUCGGUACGAACUCUGCAGCUGGGUAAACAAGCAGCCCACUUGCGUCAUAUGACCCAAUAAGAGAGGAAGCUGCAGUGGCAUUUGAUUGGUUGUAUGCUAUCUGGUACAUGUCCACGGUGGUGGCAGUGUCACGAGUUUCAUUCCUAAACGAAAUUCUCCCCGUGAGACCCUCGAAAUCGAGUAAACUAAGCUGAUGUCUUAUAAGAGCUGUUGCACGUGGAUUUCCAUACCUAUACUCAGAUAAGGUCAAGUUUUCCUGACGUAAAAGGUCGGGCUCUGCUCGAGUGAGGGAAAGAGCCAUUGCCCACACGGCAUCGUAGUAGAGAGGAGCCCAAUCUUCAGCUGUCGGUGCAUACUGAUCCCGAGUUAGGUUAACCUCCUCCAAAUGAUCAGAGAGCUGUUUUUGAUAAGCUACAUAGAAAUCCCGCAGAGUCAACCCCACAUCCGUUUCAGCCGAGGCAUUUUCCCUCUUGAGACGAAAAAGAUUUAAAAUCACCCCGUCGGUAGAUUGCAUCAUUUGCUGUUUGGAACACGAGUAGGCUUUGCCUGCAUAUGAGAAGGCCACAUCUUGCCAGAGCUGAUCCACCGUUCUGUCGUGAAAUAUCCACUGGUAGACUGGGUAACCCAGAGGUGGUUGAAAGUGGUAGGCCAGGCAGAGAAUGUUGCGUGCCAGCUCAGCCCCGACAAACACAAAAAUUAUCCUAUAGUUCAGAUAGAUAUCAGCUAGAGGGACGUUAUUCUCGGAAACCGGUGAGAUGUAGCUGACAUUGACUGUGUCAUAGAACUCGUGAAACGUUGAAAGAAAAUACUUUCUGUUUGGAUCGUACAGGGCGGCUACAUUGUCCCAUCCGUUGUACUGCAUCAGCUCACGAUACAGCCUCACGUACUCCACGGACGAGCUCAGUAGGCGGUAAGUGUUUGGGUAGAAAACGGACACCAGUUCUGGCGAAGUAGCCGAAGGAGAGACGUGCAGCAAACUGCUGGCAUCUCUCCUCAGCAGACCUCCGACGGCAGUGGCGGCCCCUGAACACGCGGGACCUACUAUUCCUACAGCAGCACAGCCCACUGUCGGAAACACGGUCCGUGCAAGGGAGAUAACUGCCUUAGACCCAACGUCACAGCCCGAGUCUCCCUCCAGCAAACGGAGCGUGUACACUGGGAGAAUGUCAGUUCUGUUGUUGAUGGUCUCCGCCGCCAACCUAGCAGCGGGAAUGAGCGCCGGUCCUCCGUCCCAGCCCGGUAAGAGGUUGACUCCCCCAGUAUGGUCAGGAUAGGGUCCUAGGAUUACCAGGCAAAGCUCUUCUCUCAGGCCUGUCACCCCCGUACCAAACAAGGCAAGGAGGAACCAGAGAACGUCCAUUAUUUCAGGGCAUGUAUAUAGGAUUGCGCGGAGCCCAGCGCGCAGAUUUUUACGCAUGAGCAGUCUUCCGCUCACGUGAAAUACGCCAGAGACUACACACUCGGGCUGCAGCGAUGGAUGUAAUCAGACAGCUAGAACAGGAGACCGUGAAGGUUUUUAAAAGUGUGGAAGAAACCGGCCGUGAGCUUGGUAAGGGUUCCUUUGGGACGGUAGUGGAGUUGAAAAUCAAGGGAGGAGCGGGGAAGUUCGCCGGGAAGAAGAUACACGAAGUGCUUGUCACCAAUAACGAUACCACUCUUUUGGCAAAGGAGUGCAAAGUUAUGUCAGCACUACAGCACCCAAAUAUCGCCAGGUUUUGCGGCGUCUGCCGACUUUCGUCCAGCAAUAUUCCAGUACUGGUCAUGGAGCUAAUGCAUCAGAGCCUGGAAGACGCCAUUGAAAGCAAAGCGACCCACCUCGAGUACAACACCGCGCUGUCGAUCCUCGUUGACGUAGCAAAUGGUCUCGCGUACUUGCACUGCUACACCCCAAGGGUUUAUCACCGCGACCUAACAGCUCGUAACGUGCUACUUGAUCAGCGCAUGAAGGCCAAAAUAACGGAUUUUGGUAAUUCCAAGAUCAUUCAUCCUUCAAAAUUAGGUGCUACUAUGACCCAAGCCCCUGGCACCAUGGUCUACAUGCCUCCUGAGGCAUUUGGUGCUAAAUCCAAAUACAGCGACCGCUUGGAUAUAUUUUCCUUUGGUCAUCUUGCUCUCUACGCAAUGAUACUACAGUUUCCAAUGGGACUCUUGCCCCCAACAUACAGCAAUGCAGAAGGCAGUCUGGUAGCAAGAAGUGAAGUGGAGCGCCGACAGGAGUAUAUGGCAAUGCUCAGUGUUGUGCUACCUACACCAGACCACUACAUGUACCAACUGAUAGAGCAGUGCCUUCACAACGAGCCAACUAAGCGGCCUUCAGCUGUGGAACUGCUGUUUCUGGCUACAGGAAGUAUCAAGAGUCGAGCACAAAGAUUUCGAAGACUCGAUGACUGAAGGUUGUGACGCCAUAAAGGUUGAAAGGGUUACAAAAUCUCUCCAGGGAAUGCAAGCAUACAUCAACAAACGCCCUGCAGAGGUUGAAGAGUGCGAGAAGCGACCACAAGCAAAAUUUAAUAAUAAGAUGGGGCUGAUUGAAAAGCGGUCGGUGAGAAUGUUGAGAGGAGGUUGGAAAGCUUACCAGUUUACAGUGGACUACAACAGCUGCACUUUCCAUUAUACGCGACUGAAUGUAAGUAUACUGUGUGAAUCUCGUAUAACUCUUGUUUUACUACUUUCCCACUACACAUGUAGCUGCUUGGUAAGCAUACCUGGAUACAUUGAAAGAUGGAGCUCUGCCAAUAUUAUUUAGUUGCAUGGUGUGGCCAAGUCAGGCACUUAGCUAUAUUGGGAGAAUUUUCUUGCAGCAAUUUUUUGUGCAUGCAUUGUGGUGUCAUGCCAUUUGGGCCUAGUACUGUACUUCGACUGGGCGACAUUACAGAAGUUAAAGAGCUGGAUGUAGAAGAAUCCACAUAUCCCUUCGAGGUAUAUUUCAAGGGGAGCAAUUUACCUUGGAUACUCAGGACCUACUCCGAGGCCGAAAGAAGAGAGUGGAAGGAAGCACUGGAGUGCAAAAUAUCCAUUGGUGACGUAUCAUCUCCCAGGAUGACGGCAGAAAAGCUUCAAGCAGAAGUUGAAGAACAGAGCCAAUCACUGGGUGCAAAUGAAAAGCAAGAAGAUACCGACAACUCGUUCCAAACGAAGUUAGAAUCAGCUGCGUCAGGUCACACUGAAAACGAUCGGAUGCUUGCCAAACAGCUGGACGAAGCUGAAGCAUCGGAAGAAGACAUGUCAGAGCAUAUAUAUGUAGAGCUCCCUGAGACGACAACUCCAACAGUGAAGGUUAUACCUCCCUCACCCAAACCACGGAAGACGGGAAAUGAGUCCCCCUCACCAAAGCCAAGGCAAACGGGAAAUGAAUCGACCAGAGAGUUGCCGAUAAAAGAAGGGUUUCUAUCGGAAAAGAGAGAAUUCCUCGCUGAAUCCCCGACACCUCCACAUCACAAAAAGUCAGAUAAAGAGAGUGAAUUGCCAGUGAGAAGACACCCAGAGCAAAUACUAAAAUCAAGCCUCAGUGCACCACAGGAAGAUGAUGCAGACUCUCACCUGUACGAACCAGUAGAUUGGACAAAACAUGCCGAGGGGAAAGAGGCUGCAUUUCUACCGCGCCCCAGAGGAAUGAAAAGUAACGCAUCAGUUCCUCAACUAGCGCAGCGAGAAACUCACAGCGAAGAAAACAUUUACGAAAGCCCAUUCCUUGGCCCCGACACACAACCAUCAGGUCUCUCAUUUCAUCCUGCAUCAGAUAGGAGAGCCACUGGCUACCAGCACGACAAUGAAGCCGAAGAAGAUGUAUACGUAUAUAUCCCAGAGGUUUCACUGGCGUUGCCACAACCUCCUGCAGUUACGAUCGAACCUCCCUCACCCAGACCACGGCGAAGAACGGAGCCUACAGAUGAGUUGAAGUAUCUAUCAGUGAAGACGCGACUUCCGCCAGAGGAGAGGCAAGUCCAACCUAAUCAACCAAAGGGUAGGAGAGGGUCCCCUGCAAAUCAACGAAAGACUACACCUCGUGCUCAUCCUAGAUUGACUCAGGUGAAAUCAGUGCCAAUAGAUCAACACAUGUAUGAACCAGUGAAUACGAUGCAACCUGAGGGUCUGCAGAUUCUCCCGAAAGAGGCACCAAGUGCCACAAUCACAUUGCCUGAUACACCACCGCAUCCACCGAAAAAGGCUCUAUAUUUAAACCUACCUCCGGCAAGAAAGAGCUCGGAAUCCUCGAAGGUUGCACCGCCCGUGUCACCCAAGCCGAGGCUACCUAGGCCACCCUCACCUGUGAUGUCCCAACGCCAAACACUUUCACCGACUAAGGAAUAUGCCCCAAACCCAAAGCCACGCCAAAGAAACCAACCACCAUCUCCAGUCCUUCAAUCACCAGCCGAAAAACGUUUACCCGUCACGUCGACAGAGCUCCUUCAUUCUGUACCAGGAACAGGUGAUAGGGUUUACGAGGUUGUAGACCCAGAGCUGGUUGCUGAACCUCUGCCAGCACCUCUGCAAAGGCAGCCACCCAUUCCACCACAAAGAAAGAAAAAAUUCACUUGUGAGUUAGCUAACUAAUGUAAUACACUAUUCACAACCUUUGGCUGACACAUUCUAAAUGGUGGCUAUGUUUAUAACUUCAGUCAUGACAGAGAGUCAGACUACAUGUUCCAUUGUUGAGCAACACCAUGGAGAAGAGACAUGUGCUGAUCUCGAAAACCUGCAGAAGAAAGCCCUCUCAAUCCCCCUUUCAUCAAUUUCAGACAUUAAAAAGAUUGGUGAAGGUCAGUUUGGAGAGGUGUACGGAGCCAAGAUGGGCAAAACCACUGUUGCUCUCAAGAUUGUGAGGAGGUUUUCGUCACAGAAGGUGAUGGACCAGUUUGAGGAUGAAAUGAGCAUCAUGAGCCAAGUUUACCACCACAACAUUGUGAGGGUCCAUGGAAUACUCAGAGAAGGGCCUAACUCUCCAGCCCUUGUGAUGGAGUUUCUACCACAUGGAGACUUGAAAACAUUUCUCACUAGAAAGAAACAACCCACCGAGUUCCUGAUUAAAUGUAUGACUGACGUGGCAAUGGGGAUGCACUACCUUUGUGAGAGAGGAUUGAUCCAUCGUGAUCUUGCUGCCCGCAAUAUCCUACUUGACGAAAACAAGACAUGCAAAGUGUCCGAUUUUGGACUGCUUAGAGAAGUUCCCAAGGACAAGAGCAUAUAUAUAGCACAGGGUGAUAGUCUCUCACCUAUACGUUGGAUGGCACCCGAGAGCAUUUCUGACAAUACCUUCACUCCUGCCACGGACGUAUGGAGCUAUGGAAUACUGCAGUGGGAAAUGUUCUUCCCUGAUAGAAACCCCUACCACGACAUGGACAACACACAGGUGGUGGCAAAAGUGGUGACGGGUUAUCGAAUGCCCCUACCAAAAGAGUGUCCAGAACUAGUGGGAAAGAUCAUGAUGGCUUGCUGGCAACAUGACCCCAGGAGUAGGCCCAACUUCAAGCUCAUUACCAGCCUUCUCAUUCACCGUGAUCGAGUAGCAAUGUAGUAAUGACUAACUUAUCUUUGCUUAGCAGCAUGUAUUAAAAUGAGAGUAGUUUCAGUUA
Molecule: messenger RNA, 6554 nt
Organism: Geodia barretti
Lineage: Eukaryota; Metazoa; Porifera; Demospongiae; Tetractinellida; Geodiidae
Source: the annotation of a GenBank genome assembly